Messenger RNA from Hordeum vulgare subsp. vulgare (domesticated barley), 498 nucleotides. RefSeq names its product protein transport protein Sec61 subunit gamma. The coding region runs from base 149 to 358 and encodes 69 amino acids. The record is from RefSeq and is a predicted model, not a curated record. Gene Ontology annotation, biological process: post-translational protein targeting to membrane, translocation; protein targeting. Gene Ontology annotation, molecular function: transmembrane protein transporter activity. The transcript is spliced from 3 exons. Lineage: Eukaryota; Viridiplantae; Streptophyta; Magnoliopsida; Poales; Poaceae. Gene Ontology annotation, cellular component: Ssh1 translocon complex; membrane.
UUCUUGUAGGGAAGAAAAGUUUAUAAAAGAAGCCAUCGGCGACACCCACCCGCACAAAUCCAAACAGCAUCCUCCCGUCGGCUUCCUCCCCCUCACGCGCGCGACCUCGUCGUCGUCGGCUCCGAGAUCUCGCCGCGCCUCGCCCGCCAUGGACGCCGUCGACUCCGUCGUCGACCCCCUCCGCGAGUUCGCCAAGGACAGCGUCCGCCUCGUCAAGCGCUGCCACAAGCCCGACCGCAAGGAGUUCACCAAGGUGGCCGCGCGGACGGCCAUCGGGUUCGUCGUCAUGGGGUUCGUCGGCUUCUUCGUCAAGCUCAUCUUCAUCCCCAUCAACAACAUCAUCGUCGGCUCCGGCUAGGGUUGGAGGACAACAGGGAUAGUGUGAUGCCGGCAGUUGAGCCUGCAGCGCCCAAAGUUUGUUCUGAAGUUGUUGUUAAAGACCUGUUUUCUGAGAAAUUGUCACCAGCUUAAUCAUCGUAAUGAGUAUAGAUCUUAAAA